CACAAAUCAAAUGUCGCAUGUCAAGAUUGUCAAUUUAAGUCAAAUCUGAAGAUUACUGAAGAUUGUGAUUUGUGCGAGCUUGUAGCUUGAAAUUGUGAAUUAUCGUGAAGCCAAUUUGUGUCCUAUUUAUUAAAUCUAAUUAAGAAAAUGGUUUUAACCAAGGAAUUCAGAAUAUGCAUGCCGAUGACCGUCGAAGAGUACCGUAUUGGUCAGCUAUACAUGAUAGCUAGGCACAGCUAUGAACAGUCCAGCAAUGGGGAAGGGGUGGAAGUAGUGGCCAAUGAGCAGGUCACUGAUGAGGUCAAUGGAGUGGGACAAUAUACUGAGAAGAGAAUCCACCUAUCUAGUCACUUGCCGUACUGGGUCCAGUCCCUGAUACCAAAAAUCUUUUAUGUCACUGAAAAAGCAUGGAAUUAUUAUCCAUACACUAUCACAGAAUACACUUGUUCAUUUAUUCCAAAGUUUGCUAUCUCAAUCCAAACAAGAUAUGAGGAUAAUAAUGGGACUACAGAGAAUUGUUUGGGGAUGACACCAGAAGAAUUGGAACAAAGGGAAGUUGAUUUCCUAGAUAUUGCUUAUGAUGAGAUCAAGCCACAUCAUUAUAAAGAGGCAGAAGAUCCCAAGUUCUUCAAAUCACAGAAGACUGGUAGAGGUCCCCUUGUGGAAGGAUGGAGGGAGACUCACCAGCCCAUCAUGUGCUGCUACAAAGCUGUGAGCGUCAAAUUUGAGGUGUGGGGCCUGCAGACUAAAGUGGAGGAGUAUGUCCAAGGAGCUAUUCGAGAAAUACUAUUGUUAGGACAUCGCCAGGCGUUUGCUUGGAUGGAUGACUGGUUCAACAUGACCAUAGAAGACGUGCGGGAAUACGAACGUGAAAUGCAAGCAAAAACUAAUAUAAAGUUGAAAUCGACCAUAGAGAGUGUUGAAGGAUCUAACGAGGAUAAGAAUUCGGAUUCUUCCAAACCACAAACACCAAAGAGUCCUAAGACGCCGAAGAGUACGACAAGCACUCCUACAGCUGAAGGCCGGUCGUGGUUCAACUGGUCCUAAGUUGGUCCUAAUCAAAGAGAAGGGCUUGAAUCCUAGCUAUUUAUUUAGUUUUAUGUGUGUUUAGUCUACACCUGUCUCUGUUAUGCAUUAUUUAAUCACACAUCGAAGUUUGGUUUGAUAGAACAUAGUUUAGUCUAGCUUAGUAAUGGCCAAAUCACCAUGCUCCUAGUGUCAAGCCCUUCAGUAAAAGGAAGUGAAUUUGAUCUCAUCUUGCUGUCUCGACAGGGUUUGAUUUUGUCGAAUUGAUGUGUUCACCUAUUGCCUUCGGAGUUAUAUCUUCCACUACCGUCUUUCCUUAUGAUUUCAUAAUUAAUAAUAAUAAUAUGCAAUUCUGUUCCUAGUAAUUUUAUUUGUAAGUUAUACUCAUUGUAGAAAUGG
This is a messenger RNA of Spodoptera exigua (beet armyworm), 1425 nucleotides long. Lineage: Eukaryota; Metazoa; Arthropoda; Insecta; Lepidoptera; Noctuidae. The record is from the annotation of a GenBank genome assembly.